CAUCGGACCGCGCAGUGUGUAGCGGCUGCGUUACCAGACAAGGGAGGGGGGUCAGCCUUCAGUGGAGGCCGGGGUGGGGUGGUGGGCACACGAGGGAGGGAGGUGUCACCUCCUUGGGUCCUGCUGGGAGGUGGACCCGCUGGUGCCACGGCUGAGGCGGACCUGGCCUUGCAGCGCUUCCGGGCCUCCGUGUACAGACGGUACAACGACUUCGUGGUCUUCCACGCGCUGCUGCUGCAGAAGUUCCCCUACCGCAUGGUGCCUGCCCUGCCGCCCAAGAGGAUGCUGGGAGCGGACAGGGAGUUCAUCGAGGCGCGGAGGAGGGCGCUGAGGCGCUUCAUCAACCUGGUGGCCCGGCACCCCCCCUUCUCGGAGGACGAGUUCCGGGUGCUGUGUGUGCCGUGUGCUGUGUGUGCCGUGUGUGUGGCGAUGUUUGUUUCUCUUACCCACGCUGGGGUGCAGGGCCCCGGCUGGUCUCCACAGGACCUGGAUUUGGGAGCCCGUGUCCUCUGGGUCUCCUGUGCUGAGAGCGUCCACGUGUGGCAGUUCAUGGUCACAACCUCCCUCUCCCCCCGCCAGGACUUCCUCCCCGCGGACAUCCAGACGCAGUUCGCGGUCAGCCGGGAGCUGGUCCGGAGCGUCUACAACAGCUUCUACAAGCUCCGCGACCGGGCCGAGCGGAUGGCGGCCAGGGCCAUCGACAAUGCUGCGGACCUCCUCACCUUCGGGAAGGAACUGAGCGCUUUAGGGUCCGACACGACCCCGCUCCCCUCCUGGGCCGCUCUGAACAGUAGCACGUGGGGGUCCCUGAAGCAGGCGCUGAAGGGCCUGUCCGUGGAGUUCGCUGUGCUCGCAGACAAGGCCGCGCAGCAGGGCAAACAGGAGGAGGACGCCGUGGUGGAGAAGCUGAACCUCUUCCUGGACCUGCUCCAGUCCUACAAGGACCUGUGUGAGCGGCACGAGAAGGGCGUGCUGCACAAGCACCAGCGGGCCCUGCACAAGUACAGCCUCAUGAAGCGGCAGAUGAGCGCCGCCGUGCACAGCCACGAGCCCGAGUCCGUGGAGCAGCUGGAGUCACGCAUCGUGGAGCAGGAGAACGCCAUCCAGACGAUGGAGCUGCGGAACCACUUCUCGCUGUUCUGCCUGCACCAGGAGACGCAGCUGGUGCACGCCUACCUGCCCCUCACCUCCCACAUCCUCGGGGCCUUCGUCAGCUCCCAGAUCCAGGGCCACAAGGAGAUGAGUAAGGUGUGGAACGACCUGAAGCCCAAGCUGCACUGCCUGUUCUCGGGACCCGCCAGCGCCCUGACCCCGCCUCGGUCCCCGCGGGAUGGCCUGUCUCCGCACUAGUGCCGAGAGGACCCGGCGCCCCCACUAAAACGUCUUUCCAAACGCCUCUCUUCCUCGUGGCGUGUGGGACCGACCGGAGGGGAGGCUCUGACGACCGCGGCUGUAGAGGGGCUGCCCACGCCGGGCUCAGCCUGGUCCGUGCCACUCCCUCCCCUGCGCCCAGCAGUAACCAGACACUCGUCACCAUUGGGCCUAAGGCGCAGAGCCUGAGGCGUGCGGGACUCGCUGACGCUGAGGGUGGGUCUGCAGCCGGGCCUCUCCUGUGAGUCAGCCCGGCGAGGGAAGCACUUUACGCCCCGAAUCCGUGACUGCCACAGCAACUGGAGUUGUUUACAAACGGUCCACAGUCCCAGGUUUUUGCCAAGAAACUAACAUGAACUGUUAUUAAACGUAUUUAUAAAAGUUG
Messenger RNA from Myotis davidii, 1756 nucleotides. RefSeq names its product sorting nexin 8 (gene SNX8). Gene Ontology annotation, molecular function: phosphatidylinositol binding. The transcript is spliced from 9 exons. The record is from RefSeq and is a predicted model, not a curated record. NCBI's taxonomy places the organism in Eukaryota, Metazoa, Chordata, Mammalia, Chiroptera, Vespertilionidae. Gene Ontology annotation, biological process: retrograde transport, endosome to Golgi. The annotation marks the transcript as partial.